UGCUGGGUGGGAUGGAGGAGCUGGCAAUUAAAGGCAGAGCAAAGUUGGAAGCUUGGUAGCCCUUAGGUCAGGGUAGGGGCAAAGCUUGGAAAAAGGGUGCAGCUUUCAGUGAAAAGGGCUCUAUAAACAAAAGAUUCAUCUGAGUGAAAAGUUCAAGGCUUGUUUUUAUUGAAAACUGGCUCUCAGGGUAAUUUUUAAAUGGUUGAAAAUGUUUUAUAUUAGGAAUCUUGAAUAUUACAGAAAGAUCUCAAAAGACAUUACAGAGCCUACUUGGUAUAAAAAGCGAUUUGGAGGGACUAGAGAAGCUCUGGUUGAUUCUGUCUGGGGGAGGACAGGAUAUGUGAGGUCAUUCUGGGAAGUAGAGAGUAAAGACGGAAUUAAAGAGGAUUUGAAAGCAUAGCCGCAUGUUGCUCUGUGUUCUUGUGCGUGCCUGUAUACGUGUGUAACAGAAGGACGGUGAUACCCUGUUACUUGACAAACAAUUCAGCACUGUAACGCUGUCAACUUGGGAAGCAGCACCUUUAUGAAAGGCAUCAUCACCACCUCUGCCUCCAAGAAACAGACCUGUAAAGAUGUUUAUGUGGUGGUCCACUGUUUUACUUCUUGGAUGCAUUUUGCUGGGAGCAGAGGGGUGGCCAGUCAAGGAAGGAUACGACUUUAGACCCUAUCAGCCCCUAAUAAGAUUACGGCACAAGCAGGAAAAGAAUCAUGAAAUCUCAAGAAAUAAAGGGUAUUUUGGUCAGGAUGGCCAUUUUGGAUCAUGUGAAAACAAGUACUGUGGUCUGGGCAGGCACUGCGUUGUGAGUGGGAAGACUGGCCAAGCCGAGUGUGUGUGCAUGGAGCACUGCAAGCCACAUUACAAACCUGUGUGUGGGUCUGAUGGAGAAUUCUAUGAAAACCACUGCGAAGUGCACAGAGCUGCCUGUCUGAAAAAGCAAAAGAUCACCAUUGUACACAAUGAAGAUUGUUUCUUUAAAGGGGAUAAAUGCAAACCUACUGAAUACACUGAAGUGAAAAAUAUGUUACUGGAUCUACAAAAUCAGAGAUACAUUGCACAAUCAAAAGAUAAAUCUGUUGCUGAGAAAAUGGCAUUAAAGAAACUUCUUAUAGAUCAAAUGUUCAAUUAUUUUGAUUCAGACAACAAUGGACUUGUGGAUAUUAACGAGUUAUCUCAGGUAAUAAAACGGGAUGAGCUUGGCAAGGAACCAUCUGACUGCUCCGUGUUCGAUUUGCUGAAAUAUGAUGAUUAUAACAGUGACAAGCACCUGGACCUAGAAGAAUUCUACAGAGCUUUUCAUAUAGUUCAGCUGAAUCUGCCUGAAGAUCAAAAAAUAAGCACCACUGCAGCAACAGUGGGACAGAGUGCGGUCCUCAGUUGUGCCAUCCAGGGAACCCUGAGACCUCCUAUCAUCUGGAAGAGGAACAAUGUCAUUCUGAACAGCUUAGAUUUGGAAGAUAUCAGUGAUUUUGGAGAUGAUGGGUCCUUGUACAUCACUAAGGUUACCACAACUCAUAUGGGAAAUUACACCUGCUAUGCUGAUGGGUAUGAUAAGCUCUAUCAAACUCACAUUCUCCAAGUGACUGUUCCACCAGUUAUCCGAGUCUAUCCGGAGAGCCAGGCGAGGGAGCCAGGUGUGACAGCUAGCCUUCGGUGCCACGCUGAAGGUAUUCCCAACCCACAACUUGGCUGGCUGAAGAAUGGAAUUGAUAUCACUCCAAAGUUGUCCAAACAGCUAACUCUUCAAGCAAAUGGUAGUGAGGUUCACAUUAGCAAUGUGCGCUAUGAAGAUACAGGAGCAUACACUUGCAUUGCAAAGAAUGAAGCAGGGGUGGAUGAGGAUAUUUCUUCUCUCUUUGUGGAAGAUUCUGCUCGAAAGACUCUUGCAAACAUAUUAUGGCGAGAGCAAGGUCUGGGAAUUGGGAACAUGUUUUAUGUUUUUUAUGAAGAUGGCAUCAAAGUAAUACAACCAGUGGAAUGUGAAUUUCAGAGGCAUAUUAAGCCUAGUGAAAAACUCCUCGGUUUUCAGGAUGAAGUUUGUCCCAAAGCAGAUGGUGAUCCUGUUCAGCGGUGUGUUUGGGCAACUGCUGUUAAUGUAAAAGACAAGUUCAUAUACGUGACUCAGCCCACACUUGACAGAGUUCUCAUUGUUGAUGUACAGUCUCAGAAAGUUGUACAGGCAGUGAGUACAGAUCCUGUUCCAGUGAAACUACACUAUGAUAAAUCACAUGAUCAAGUUUGGGUACUGAGCUGGGGAAACAUGGAAAAGAAUUCACCAACUUUGCAGGUGAUAACGCAAGCCAGUGGGAGUGUUUCUCACCACACAAUCCAUACUCAGCCUGUGGGGAAGCAGUUUGACAGAGUGGAUGACUUUUUCAUUCCAGCCACAACCCUUAUCAUUACCCAUGUGCGGUUUGGAUAUAUUCUUCAUAAGGACGAUCCCAUGCUCCAGAAAAUUGAUCUAGAAACGAUGUCAUACAUCAAGACAGUUAGUUUAAAGGAUUAUAAUUGCAUUCCUGAGUCACUGGCUUAUACACAUCUUGGAGGAUAUCUUUUUAUCUGCUGUAAGCCUGACACCACUGGGGCUGUUCUGCCACAGCUCAUAGUGGACAGCGUUACUGAUUCCGUGAUUGGAUACAACGGCGAUGUGACAGGCACGCCGCAUAUCUCUCCAGACGGACACUACCUUCUCAGCAUUGAUGAUGCAAAAGGCCUCCUGAGGAUCCAGUCCAUAACAGUGAGAGGAGAAAUACAGGAUGCAUUUGACAUUCACACUAAUUUGCACAUAUCUGAUGUAGCUUUUCAGCCAUCCUUCACUGAAGCUCAUCAAUACAACGUCUACUGCAGCUCCAGCACACAAACUGAUGUUCUCUUCAUGGAGCUCUCUUCUGGCAAGGUGAAGAUGGUGAAGAGUCUGAAGGAACCCAUGAAGGCAGGCGAAUGGCCUUGGAACAGUAAGAACCGUCUGAUAAAAGACAGUGGCCUUUUUGGUCAGUAUCUCAUGACCCCUUCCAAGGAAUCUCUGUUUAUCCUGGAUGGACGGCUCAAUAAGUUAAAUUGUGAAAUCACGGAAGUUGAGAGAGGCAACACAGUAGUUUGGGUUGGAGAAGCAUAAGAAUCUAUGUUAGAUAUUUACUGAGUUAAUAGUUUUACAGUACAUUGCACUUAAAUUACACCAUUCUUCAAAUUUACACAAUACUAAUUUUAAAUUGUUAGGCCCUUCUAUAUCUGUUCUUUCUUUGACAUGUAUACAAUUUGAAUCAGCUUCCACAAAAAGUGACUAAAAUGAUGGCUAUUUGAUAAUGGUACUCCUUAUUAACUAUCAGCUGAGAUUGUGUUAUUUGAAAUAACUAAAUAUUGAAAUUGAUGAUAAGCAUAAUAAAUUAGUGUAAAAAAAAAGAAGAAAAGAAAAGAAAAACCAACCAAAAGAGCUUCAGGAAAUUUAAUAUGAUACUUUGUAUUUGUAAAUGGAAGACUUAAAUAUUAUUCAAAUUUUGGGUUUUUUUGCUUCAGACACAAAACAAGAGCUGUGGUACAACAACCUUUGACUCCUUAAGUUGAAAUGUUAUGUCCUGUCCAGUCCACUGUUAAAUCUUUUUGUGCCUUGAAGCGAAAGUCUCACAAGAAAGACAAACAUAGAAAUUAUAAAAUUUAUUCCCACUGUGGCUAAAGGAUUGCUUGUCAAUGGAAAGAAAGUUCAGCUAUCAAAUUCCAGGUGACAAGUCGUGCACAUGCAUGGACAGGAAAAAAAAAAAAAAAAGAAAAAUUGUAUUUGCAGUGUUUUCUGAUCACUGCAUCUUGGAGUUUAUUUUUAUGGUGUCUUAGUUGAGAAAGCUGCUUGCAGAAGCUUUACCUUUUUUUAGGAAAAAAAAUAGAUGCUAGGUUUUUCAGCUAUCAGAGGGUGUCGUCAGCAAGGGGUUUCGAGUCCACUGAAGAGAAAUAUUGCACAUCCUUUCAGAACAUACCACAUUCCUAAAACCUGGCAUCACAAAGCUUCAUUUAUAUCAUUGAGGAAACUGUUAAUUAAACAUAAAGAAAAUGCAUUUUAAGAAAAUGAGAAUUCAAAGAACUGAAGUCUACGACCAGUAGAAAACAUUUUUGCUUAUUCAUUGUACCAUUGAUUCCUAUUUGUUAAACCAUUUGGUUAGCUCAACAGAUUUUCUAGUUCUUGCAUCCAACUGGAUAAGUGCAAAAAAAAAGAGACAAAAACAAAAAACAAACAACAAAAACUUUGUAUUUUUUAUAGUUUGUUUACUUAGUAUUCUAAUAUAACACUGGUUAAACAUGUAAAUGGGAAAUAUAAGAUUCCCAGAAGUAGAAUAACAAGUCAAUAGAAAGCCAGCAGUGAACAUCUAUCCAGACUCAGAGCAAUGACUUAGAAGUUUGAGAGUAUUUUUAUUUUUAUUAUGUUUUUGCUAAAGAAUGCUUAUAAGCUCUUAAAAUGACCUCCAUUUACUGAAGGCAAUCAGAAAAAAAUAUCUUUUUUUAAACAAAGUUUUACUGCAAUUUAGAUUGUGUAAAAUUGCUUUGAAAUCUGGAAUUUUCUAGCAUUGUAAUCUUGUGUGCAUUGAGCAUUCUGCCCUGUGUGGUACAGUAGAUCUCUCUUUAGCUUGAGCGAACCUCCUGGUAAGUAGCUUUAACUGAGAUAAAAAUUUGCUUACAUUUCUAGCUACUGAAUCUAUUUUCCUUUUUAAGAACUCCUCUCCAUUGUGAACAAACAAUAAUCAUGUAAACUGUCUGUUACUCAAUUGCAGUAGUCUGUCUCAUGCAGUUUUUGUUCUGUAAUUUAUACCACGUGAAUGUUCUGUAUGUAGAAAAUGCUUGACAAAAGGAAAUAAACCCCAUAAAUUUUAAACA
This is a messenger RNA of Motacilla alba alba, 4855 nucleotides long. RefSeq names its product follistatin like 5 (gene FSTL5). Gene Ontology annotation, molecular function: protein binding; calcium ion binding. The coding region runs from base 573 to 3113 and encodes 846 amino acids. The record is from RefSeq and is a predicted model, not a curated record. Gene Ontology annotation, biological process: regulation of BMP signaling pathway; multicellular organism development; cell differentiation. NCBI's taxonomy places the organism in Eukaryota, Metazoa, Chordata, Aves, Passeriformes, Motacillidae. The transcript has 16 exons.